This is a messenger RNA of Elgaria multicarinata webbii, 3051 nucleotides long. RefSeq names its product zinc finger protein 345-like. Gene Ontology annotation, molecular function: DNA-binding transcription repressor activity, RNA polymerase II-specific; RNA polymerase II cis-regulatory region sequence-specific DNA binding. Bases 182 to 2680 code for a protein of 832 amino acids. Gene Ontology annotation, cellular component: nucleoplasm. The record is from RefSeq and is a predicted model, not a curated record. NCBI's taxonomy places the organism in Eukaryota, Metazoa, Chordata, Lepidosauria, Squamata, Anguidae. The transcript is spliced from 7 exons. Gene Ontology annotation, biological process: regulation of transcription by RNA polymerase II.
CCAGCCCCCCACACACAAGGGGCCUGCGAGCUUCCCAGGCGCUGCAGCCCCCCUGCCCGCCUCCGAAGGAUCUGGAAAUAGCCCCAGUCAAGAGCCAGGAUCAUCCAGGGUUCUCUACACCGCAUCUUCCUGCUUGGGACAUGUGAUACGUCCACAGAGGAGGACUCGAGACCUUUGGAAGAUGUGGCCUUCCCCUCGCCUCAAAUCCAGCCAGUCCUCGCCUCCAGAAAGAAAUCGGCCGCAAAGCAAGGAGAUUGUGUGUGUCCUGUUGGAGGCUGAGCAGCAGCAAAGAGCCAAGAUGGAAGAGGAAGAGGCGGCAGCCCGGGUGGAAGGGAAAAGUCCCGGGAGCAGCAGGGAGUCCUGGGAAAGACAAGUGCAGAAGAUCCUGGGGGAGGACAAGCCGAGCUCCGACGUACAGCGCCAGCGCUUCAGGGCGUUCGGCUACCAGGAGGCCGAGGGGCCCCGAGAGGUUUGCAGCCGACUUCACGACCUUUGCCAUCAGUGGCUGAAGCCAGAGAAACACGCCAAAAGCCAGAUCGUGGACUUGGUGAUCCUGGAGCAGUUCCUGGCUGUCCUGCCCCCGGAGAUGGAGAACUGGGUCAGAGGAUGUGUGCCAGAGACCAGUUCCCAGGCGGUGGCCCUGGCAGAGGGCUUCCUCCUGACCCAGGCACAGGUCAAGAAGCAGGAAGAGGAGCAGGAGCCAUCAGAGGUGGCCAUAGAUUUCUCCGAGGCAGAAGAGGUUCCAUCGGACACGACACAGAGGCUGCUGUUCAGGGGUAGCUUGGAGGACGGCAACGCAGAUGCUUCCUCUCUGGGGAAUGGAACGAGACUUGGAGACAGUGCGGUGAUGCCGGGCGUAUCUUCUAAGCCUCCUCCUCUCUGUGGUGGAAUGGGAAGGGCUUGUGUGCGACCAGAACAGAGCCUGGUGUCCUUCGAGGAGAUGGCCGUGCAUUUCACAGCGUUUCAUGGAGCAGGAGGAGUGGAGUCCGGAAGAUCCAGGCCAGAGGGCUCAACACAAGGAAAUCGCAGGGGGGAACUGUGGAGUUGUGAGACUGCGGCCUCUCUGGGGCUCCCGGUUCCCAGAUCUGACCUCAUCGCCUGGCAGGAAGAAGAAGAAGAAGCAUUUAUCGAGGGUUCUGAGGAACCAACCGAUGAUGAGAGGGAGAGUAACGAAGAAGGUGAGCAGCAGAGAAUAAAAGUGGAAGAAAAACAGAGGUGGGGGAACAAAGCCAUUGUUUUUGAAGGUACUGACUUCCAUGAAAUUCCGAUCCUGGAGGAAAGCUAUGAAGGAAACAACGGAGAGAAACUGUUGAUAUGCUCUGAGUGUGGAAAGAGCUUCAGUCAUGAGAUAUAUUUUACUAAACAUCAAAAAAUUCACGCAACAGAGAAAACAUAUACAUUCUUGGAGGAUGGAAAGCAGACCAAUCACUCCUCAGAUCUUAGCUUGCAUCCAAGAUUCCAAACAGCCAAGGACCCUUAUAACUGCUUAGUGUGCGGAAAAGGUUUUAGUGACAGCAGAAACCUUAAAAGACAUCAAAGAAUUCAUACAGGGGAGAAGCCGUAUAAAUGCCCAGAGUGUGGAAAGGGCUUUAGUCGCAGCCCAGAACUUAAAGCACAUCAACGGAUCCAUACAGGGGAGAAGCCUUAUAAGUGUGCUGUGUGUGGAAAGAGGUUCAGCCAGAGCUCAAACCUGAGUAAACAUCAAAGAAUUCACACAGGGGAAAAGCCCUAUAAAUGUCCAGAAUGUGGAAGGAGUUUCAACCAUAGCACGCACCUCAAAAGACAUCAAAGAAUUCACACAGGUGAGCGGCCCUAUCAGUGCUCCGAGUGUGGAAAGAGCUUCAGUCAAAGCGUAGUCCUAAAAUUGCAUCAAAAAAUUCACACGGGGGAGAAGCUGUAUAAAUGCACGGAGUGCGGAAAGAGUUUCAGCAAUAACGGAAAUCUUAAAAAACAUCAAAAAAUUCACAGAGGAGAGAAGCCAAAUAAAUGCUCUGAGUGCGGAAAGAGUUUCAGCAGUAGUGGAAACCUUAAAAUACAUAAAAAAAUCCAUAGAGAGGAAAAGCCCUAUAAAUGUUCUGAGUGUGGGAAGAGUUUCAGUCAAAGAAUGAUCCUUAAAUUACAUCAAAGAAUACACACUGGGGAGAAGCCCUAUAAAUGCCCUGAGUGUGGAAAAAGCUUCAAUGAUAGCAGAAGCCUUAAAGUGCAUCAAAGGAUUCACACACGGGACAAGCCCUAUAAAUGCUCUGAGUGCGGUAAGGGUUUCAGUGUUAAAAAAAGCCUUAAUGUACAUCAAAGGACUCACACCCAGGAGAAGCCUUAUAAAUGCACUGAGUGUGGAAAGAGUUUCAGCGACAGCAGAAUCCUGAAAGUGCAUCAAAGAAUCCAUACAGGGGAGAAGCCCUACAAAUGCUUAGAGUGCGGGAAGAGCUUCAAUCAGAGCCCGCACCUCAAAAGACACCAGAGGACUCACACAGAGGAGAAGCCCUAUAAAUGCUCGGAGUGUGGAAAGAGCUUCAAUCAGAGCACACACCUCAAUUCUCACCAAAGAAUUCACGCCCGCGAAAAGCCCUUUAAAUGCUCGGAGUGUGGAAUGAGUUUCCUUCACAGUAAACACCUUCACUCACAUCAGAGAAUACACACAGGGAGUAAUCCUGUCAAGGUGGGGAGAUCUUCAGUUUGAAGAACACAUCCCUUCGUUUUAUAAGAUGCUAACCCAGAAGAACACAUAUGAAUACUUAGAGUAGAGUUUAUUUGUCCGAUCAAACUAUAAUAACCAGCAGAGAAUUCACACUAGGGACCAGCUAGAUAAAAGUGUGGCAGAAUAUUCCGUCAUCAUGGUGAGGGGAGCAGUUAAAUUCAGGGGGAGCCAGGGUCUGACUAGUGUCUGAGUAGUCUUGUGAAUGGGCCCUGGUCCGGUCACCUGUGAUGACUAAACCUUGCCUCCCAGUGACGAUUUGAGUUCAAACUUGCCACAAGGAUAGGUCCAUAAGCACAGCUGCCUGCUCAAGGCGCAUUUUGCAAGAGUCUGUAGUGCAGCCUAAUAUUAUAUUU